AUGCCUUCCCCAAGACAAGACCCUGGAGGACUUUCGGGUCAAGACGUGCGGGGGCGCGCUGGGCGAGGCGAGGCGCGCCCGGCGGGGCUGACGGCGGUUCUCGUCUCCCCGGCAGUGACGGUUGUCAGCGGGCUCAUCGUGGUGCUGCUUUUCUUCUCGGAGCUGCAGUACUACCUCACCAAGGAGGUUCAUCCGGAACUGCGCGUUGACAAAUCAAGGGGAGCUAAACCGAAGAUCAGUCUCGAUGUUAUUCUUCCGCACGUGCCUUGUGCUUAGUUGAGCAUCGAUGCCAGGAACGUAGCAGGAGAGCAGCAGCUGGAUGUAGAGCACAAUCUGUUUGAACAACGUUUGGAUAAAGCUGGCAAUCGUGUGACCCCGGAGGCCGAGAGCCACGUCACCAGGGACUUCACCCGACUGCCGUGCCUUCCCAGAUAUCACGGAGAGCGGCUUGGCAACUCCAUCAGCCAGUUCCCUCAGGACUCUGGGAUGCAUCUCGUCAGGUCCCAUGGACGUAUGUAUGUUCAGGUUCCUCAGGUGGUCACGAACCUGAUCUUCUCUUACAGUGGGAGGGCCUUUGCUGCCCUAGUCUCCGUCUUGCGGUCCACCCCCUGGAGAGGUGUGGGAAGAGAGGCUGCCAGUGAAGACUGAGGCAAAGAAGUUGUGGAGUACCUCAGCCUUCUCCUUGUCCCUUGUAACCAGUUUGCCAGUCUUGCUCAUCAGGGGGGUACGCUUUCUUUGACCUUCCUUUUCGGGCUGACAUACCUGUAGAAGCCCUUCUUGUUAUUCUUUGCGUCCCUUGCCAAGUUCAGUUCCAGCCACGCCUUGGCCU
Molecule: messenger RNA, 829 nt
Organism: Harpia harpyja (harpy eagle)
Lineage: Eukaryota; Metazoa; Chordata; Aves; Accipitriformes; Accipitridae
Exons: 5
Biological process (GO): endoplasmic reticulum to Golgi vesicle-mediated transport; retrograde vesicle-mediated transport, Golgi to endoplasmic reticulum
Cellular component (GO): endoplasmic reticulum membrane; endoplasmic reticulum; Golgi membrane
Source: RefSeq, a predicted model, not a curated record